GUCAGACCGCAUCAUAAGUUUACUUUUAUACCUACAUCACUUUGUUCGAACCGAUAAAAACAUGAUGUAAAAUCAUGAUCAAAUUAUGAUUCAAGAGUUAACAGAUAUCUACCUGUAAUGUAAUUAACAAUUCUUUAUGCAAUACGUGGGCUGUGGGCAAUACAUUUUACCGCUUCUAUCGCCGCGCACGUUUAAUUCGUAGAGUGUGGUGAGCAAGGAAUAUAGUAGUGAGUGUAGUAUUCUUUAUAACAAAUUCUUUAUUUUAUUAAAAUGUCUCUUAAACUUUAUCAUUAUCCUUUAAGUGCUCCUUCUAGAGCAGCACUUUUAGCAAUUAAAACCAUCGGUAUACCGGUUGAAGUAAUUAUUGUUGAUUUAAUGAAAAAGGAACAACUUGGUGAAAGUUUUAUAAAAAUUAAUCCUCAACACUGCGUGCCUACAAUUGUUGACGAAGAUGGUUUCGUGCUAUGGGAAAGUAAAGCUAUUGCCUGCUAUUUAGCUGAAAAAUAUGGAAAGGAUGAAUUUUACCCAAAGGACCUAAAACGCCGGGCGAUCGUCAAUCAAAGACUUUAUUAUGAUUCUACAAUGUUGUAUCCACGUAUGAGAGCUAUAAAUUAUCCUAUUCUAUUCCAAGGAGUAAAGGAAAUCAAGCAAUCCUUAAAGGACGAUUUGAAUUCGCAAAUGGUAUUUUUAGAACAAUAUUUGAGUCAGAGCAAGUGGGUGGCUGGUGAUAACGUAACUAUUGCAGAUACCGCUAUCCUUGCAUCUAUUACUACUAUGGUGGAAGUGGGUUGGGAUAUGUCAGAUUAUCCUAAUAUUAUGAGAUGGCUGAAAGAUUGUGAAACAAUCCCAGGGUAUGCCGAAAACUUGGAAGGUGCUAAAAUGUUUGGAGCUGCUGUUAAGAAAAACUUGAAUCAAUAAUCAAUAUUUAUUAUUUGCUUAUUCAUAUACAUAUAUUUUAUUUUACAUUUUUAUAAAUAAAAACUUAUAUUUCUACAAUCAA
Messenger RNA from Colias croceus (clouded yellow), 1000 nucleotides. Its product is annotated as glutathione S-transferase 1-like. The coding region runs from base 271 to 918 and encodes 215 amino acids. Gene Ontology annotation, molecular function: glutathione transferase activity. Lineage: Eukaryota; Metazoa; Arthropoda; Insecta; Lepidoptera; Pieridae. Gene Ontology annotation, biological process: glutathione metabolic process. The record is from RefSeq and is a predicted model, not a curated record. The transcript is spliced from 4 exons.